AGCGGCGUCAGCACAGGGGGCUCACCCACUGAACGACUGGUUAAGCCACCCAGCCACGGGGAGUCAGCCCCCCAAGACACUGCCGAGCAAAGCCGCGAACUUUCGCUAAACAUGGCCAUGGUGUUGAGCGGCAUGCAUCCAUGUCAACCCAGGCACGGGACCAAAGGAGAGGGCAUGAUUUCCAAUCAGCCCAUUUAGAUCCUACCCUCCACCUUUUCAGGUUCAGGCAGCGCUGGUUACCUUACCUAUCUAUGGAAAUAAACCCUUGGCAUCUGACGCGGCGCAUCAAACAGUGACUUUGACAAAUACACAGAGAAAUCUGAACCUCUCUCGGGUGAUGCGUAAUAACUAACUGAUGAUAUCUCGCCCCGUCGAAGGCCCGAGCCCGAAGAAGUCAAAACAAGAUGCCGGAAGACCAAGGUAGUUCCGCCCCCGCGACGGCACCAGCCGGGAAACCCUACCACGCCAAACGUCCGCACCGCAAAUCGAGGACGGGAUGCCGCAACUGCAAGGCCCGCAAGGUCAAGUGCGACGAGGGCCGCCCCGUCUGCCAUCCGUGUACUGUCCGGGGUGACAAGUGCGUGUACCUGGUGGCACCUCCGCCGGCGCGUGUAUCCCGGAGCAGGACCACCUCGCCCGCAUCGUCUUCCGACAGCAGGCCGGCUUCAACACCGGCUCCCGCUUCGGCUUUCACUCCGGCUUCCUCUCCCGAUUUCGUAUUGGUGGGCAGGCACGCCGACACCAUCACCCAGCAACCUCAGUUUAUACCCAGCGGCCACACCCAAGCCGACAUGCGGCUGUUGUGGUUCUACACCACCGCCACCUACGCCUCCUUCUCGACCGGCCAGCUAAAGGAACGCAGCGUUGACGUGGUCCUCCGAGUAAACGUCGUCCAGCAGGCCUUCGCCAACCCCUUCCUGAUGAACUGCAUCCUAGGGCUCACAGCCAUGCACAUCAACCACCUCGGCAUACCCAACCUAGACAUAUCGCGCUCCCUCGAGAUCCAGUACCGGACCAAGGCCCUAGAAUCCUACCGCAAAGCCGUCGAAGCCGCCGACCCGGCCACCUACCCCGCCCUCCUCGCCAACUCGCUCAUGGUCUGCGGUCUCUCAACACACAUCUUCCGGGGCGAAGACGCCCGGCCCUUCUCCUUCCUCGACUGGAUGACGCUGUGGAAGGGCAUCGGCGCCAUCAUCAACGUGACCAACUUCCCACAGAUGUUCCGCACGGGCAUCGCGGCGCUCCUCUUCCGCCCGGCCGUCGACAUGGACGCCUCGGCGCACGCCCUGCCCAACUACCUGCUCUUCAUGGUCGCCUCCAUCAAGACCGACGACCCGGACCACCCGCUCGUCCCCAAAUACUACAAGGCCCUCAAAUUCCUCGGCUCCCUCUACCUCGAGCUGCGCAACGGCUUCAGCCACCGGCUGUUCCUGCGGAUCGUGACCUUCCUGACCUACCUGCCCAAACCCAUCAUCCAGGCGGCGCGGGAGCGGCGGCCCCGGGCGCUCGUCAUCCUGGCGCACUACCUCGUCUUCAUCACCUUCAAGGCGCGGUCGUGCUGGUGGAUGGACGGGAUAGCCGGGUUCGAGAUCCCCAACAUCGCGCGGCUGCUGGGCCCCGCGUGGGCGGGCCUGCUGCGGGUGCCGCUGGCGGCGCUGCGGGAGACGGAUAAUAGAGGGGUGGCGAGGCUGUUGCUGGAUGACCCGGGCUGGGACGAGCCGACGGAUAUGUUCGUGGAGCCGGUGUCGCCGGCUGGGGAGAGGGAGCUGGCGAUCCGGGCGCUGAUGGAGGAUGAUAUGGCCCCCGAGGUGCAGGCGUACCGGGCCAGGAAGCUGGAGGUUGAGUUGUGUUGACCGGGAGCGAGUUUGCCUCGCAGGAUGUGAAUUUGGAGGGGGUGUGUUUUUCUUUUAUCGAAAUCCGUAGCGUUUAGUUUGGCGUUGGAGUUUCGGCUGUGGCCGUGAGGGGAUCGUUUCGUCGUUUCAAGGAUGAGCCAUGUGUAAAUGAUGUAAGGAAUGGCGGAGGAAAAAUAUACAGAUGGAGCACCAACAGCGGAGACGGAGCCACGACAUGUUCCGGGACAAAGAUGUACCUACCUUGGGGCUGCCACUGGACACAAUCACUAAAGCAGACGUCACAAACAA
Molecule: messenger RNA, 2141 nt
Organism: Chaetomium fimeti
Lineage: Eukaryota; Fungi; Ascomycota; Sordariomycetes; Sordariales; Chaetomiaceae
Exons: 2
Coding region: 405-1853 (482 amino acids)
Biological process (GO): regulation of transcription by RNA polymerase II
Molecular function (GO): zinc ion binding; DNA-binding transcription factor activity, RNA polymerase II-specific
Source: RefSeq, a predicted model, not a curated record